CCAAUUCCCAAUUCCUGAUUCUAUUGGUACUGUUGGCCAUACAAGCAGAGCUGCUCGCCUGGGAUAACACACACACACACACACAUAUAUAUAUAUAUCUAUUUGCCGCGAACCAAACUUGAAACAUCCCAAAUGUCCGAGGGUGUGACUUUGUCCCAUAGUUUCGGUGGUGAGGGAGAUAUUCAAAUCGGGGCACAUUCUCUGGGGGAUAUAUCAUAUCCAUCUCUAUACACCAACAUGCACCUGUUAUAGUAUGCAGGUGAAUGCUGAGCGACUUCAUCCGGAAUUCCAGUGCAUCUAUCUCCCUAAGCGCUCCCCAGCCGAGCAUUUCGUUGCUGCUAACUUACCGAAAAACGAGAGAGCCAUACAUAAGCUGAGGAAGAAGCCCCUUUAUCUUAUAGCAUUCAGGCGGCUUUUGCGCAGAUGAGCUGACCUUCCCAGAUACAUUUAGAGCGCGUAGCUCUGGCGGAGUUGGUCUCUCUUUCAAGGACAGUGGUAUCAUACAGGUGUUAAUCAAAGAAGAUAUUCCUCCGACUUUCAACCAACCUCAAAUGCGUCCAUCCAUCCAACACACUUGCGGUUAGAGUCGUACCAACAGGUCCAUAAAAAAAACAGAAAAAAGAAGAAAAAAGAAAAAAGGAAAAGAAAAAAAGAAAAAGAAAAAAGAAAAAGAAUGAAUAGAACUUCGCGCCCAUGGGGCCCCUUAUACCGCGUCUCAUGCAGGAUGUUCUUUAUAAACUAUCGUUCUAGACCUCAGAAGGCUCUUCAUGCAUCAUGCACCGCGAAUAUUCGUUUGGUUAUAUUCUCGUCCUGUUUUGUUGGGAUAACAGGGCCCAAACCCCAUAUUGCGUCUAUCAACAAACAAGGCUCCUUUCCAGGGAAGGAAUUCUUCCCCAUGGGAGAAUGAUAUAUUAUAAAUAACAAAGCACACCCCCCCUGUCUAUAAUACCCUGCUUCUACAGCUUUGAUUAUCUUUUAAUCCAGGCUCAUCGUCGUCGGUUAAUGGGCGGUCUUCCAUUGACUUGACAGGGUACUAUCAAUUAUAGUAUUUAUACUUUGAUCGCUUUGCACCGAGUUUGACCAAGGGAGACAAAGGAAAACCGCUCCCCCGCCGGUCCCCUCGCAACCAUCAACCAUGACGCGCUCAUUACUCAUCGCCAUCCUUUCCCUAUCACUUCCUCUGGCGCUCGCGACGGAUGACUGCGGUAGCGGAGGCGUUGAUUGUCCUGCAGCCUCACUAGACAGGACUCCCCGGCCGCUCUCGACUGCAUAUAGCCAUAUCACAGUUACAGUUAAAACUAUAACCCCGAGGGGUGCACCCAAAGAAACUUUCCCAUCGGCAGCUCUGGGGCCCCCUCUAGCCGCAUCAGAACCCCCCGCGGCCGCGUCUCCUCGAGCCACUGCCACCCCCCUGAAGACUGCGCCGGCGGCGCCUGCAUAUCCCGCAAAGCCCCCGAAGCCCGGAGCGGGCGAAAGUGUCAAGAAGCCUAAAACCGCCCGUCCAGCAGCCCCAAAACCAGAGCCAGAGUACGAAGCUCCAUCACAGAAGAAAUCCCCGCCUCAACGUCAGUCUCCGCCAGACUACGAGGCCCCACCGAAGAAAAAAUCCCCGCCACAACGUCAGUCUCCGCCAGACUACGAGGCUCCACCGAAGAAAAAAUCCCCUGCCCCGAAGAAAGAAUCUCCUCCUCCAAAGAAAGAAUCCCCACCAGACUAUCAAGCUCCGUCGCAGAAGGUAUCCCCGCCGCAGCGUGAAUCUCCGCCAAACUACGAGCCCCCCCCAAAAAGAAAAUCUCCUCCGCCGAAGAAAGAAACCCCUCCUGCAAAGAAAGAAUCCCCACCAGACUACCAAGCCCCGUCACAGCAGAGACCGCCACCAAAGCAGCCCGAGCCCGAACCAGACUACGAAACUGGGCCGGAAUACCGACGCCGAACUAUCCGGACGCCUAGACGUGCUCGUCGAGCCAGGGAUGCCAUGUAUUACUAACGUGGGUAAUAGGCCUUGGUUGGUAUCUAUAUUCUCUCUGUUAUUGUUUCGGAAAAAGGGGUUCCCAUCUCUUCUAUGGCGCUGGGUGCAUGAUCCAGGGCCCCCGUCCUUUGACGUUGUGAGUUUGGAGUUUGGGAUUUUAGAUAACUGAGGAGAUAGAAAGGGGGUGGCAAGGGGAUGAUCACCCGAUUUUUAAAUCCCCUUUUCCAAUAUUUUUCAAAAAAAAAGUUGUUUUGGCGACAUAGAGCGGGAUAGACUAAUCCAAUAAUUAAUCCACUUAAUCUUAACAUCUGUUUACUUCUUUGGUUCUCCAUUUGAGAUGUCUGUUCUUUCUUUCGCAUAUUUUUAAGUGUGGUGCAUGCGCGAGAUGUCAACCCUGUAGCAACACUUAAUCCUAAAUGCAUUACUAGAUAUGGACGCAGAGGAGUGAUAUUGACAGAAAAGAACAUACCAAUUUACAGGCCAGUAAUAACCCCGAAUACAAUUCCAUUCCCACUUCCAGUUCCGUUAACACUGACUCUUUGUGUGUUUCUAAUCCAUCUAUCUACGUGAGUUAUUCUUUUGUAAAGACAAAAACAAAAUAAAAAAGUCUGUUCCAUUCAAUAACCCCAUCCCAUUUCCCAUAUACAACAUAACCCAUCCAUCCACAUCCUCAUACCCCACCAUAUCACUCUAUCCCAGUCGACCUACUCACAACCGACUCCGCCCAACCCCAACUCCCUCCCCCGCAGCCCUGCGAAUAAACCCCGCCACCUUCCCCGGCCGACUAAUCAUGGGCGAAUGGCCGGCGUCCUCCAGCACCUCGAUACGGUCCCGCGCAAUCCCUGCACCAAAGGCCAUGCGCGUCUGCACCUUGAAGGGGACGGCGCCGUCGUGUUUGCUCAUCAGAUAGGAGCAGGGGUAGUGGCGGUAGGCGGGGUAGGUGAGCGGGGAGAAGAAGACGCUGGUGGGUUUUGGGUUAGUGAGCUGUGGGGUUGGGUUUUGGAGAGAGGUAUUAUAUAUAUAUAUAUAUAUAUAUAUGUAUGUAUGUAUGUAUGUAUGUAUGUAUGUAUGGAGGGGGACCUUACGGGAGUGGUUGGAGUUUCAGCUUUGAGGACCAGUAGUGCUGGGCGAGGGGAGGCAGGUCGUUGUAGAAGCGGGCAGGGCCGUCGAGGAUGCGGAUUUGUUCGUUCUGGGGAUUUGUUUAUUUAGUUAUAGUGUUGGUCAUGGGAAGAUGUGAAGACAUGGAUGUAGAAAGAGAUGUAUAAAUGAGAAGUCAAAUAAAUACCUUCAGCUCAAAACCCUUUAGCUCUGUGCGCUCUGGUGUCCACAGGCCUUUUCCAACAGGCAGAACCAUGCCAACAAUGAAUGCCAGAUGCACAAUCCGGCCGCGGCGAGGGAUGUAUUGAGCUAGUCCUGUAUCAUCUCCAGCACACAUCGCCUUUGCAUCUGUCUCCUUCUUCACAGCACUGGAAACCUCCUCUUCUCUCUCCUUCUCGCCAUCUCCAUCCAUCCCCUUUCCUCCAACCUCUUCACCAUCCUGAGAAUAGCCCUUCAUCUCCCCAUGAAACGCCUUCAACGCCUCGCACCCCGCCACAGCCGCGUACGAGUGCAUCACCACAACCACAUCCUUUCCACAGUCCAGCACGGCCUCGAUGCCGCUCUGGAUGGCAUCCACGUCGCAGGAGAAGUCGGGCGCGGCGGGCACCAUACCAGGCGACUUGAGGGCCACUGGGUAGACGGAGUAGCCGGCCUUCUCGAGCAGAGGCGUCACGAAGGUCCAGACGGCGGGGGAUUGCCAGCCGCCGUGGACCAGGAGGAUGGUUGGUUUCGACAUCGCUUGGGUUGACACGGUUGGGGUGGUUUGAUGUGCUAGGGAGUGUUUGAUAUGAGAGUAAGGAUUCAGUAAUAUGAGACUGGUUGUGAGUAGAGCUCCCUGCAAUAUUUUUUUUGAAUAAUAUGCACUUCUUUGACUCGAUGAGCGGGUAUAUCGGUAUUAUUUAAGAUAUCAAAAAGAGAUUGCGUUUAUAAAAACCGCGGACAGAAAUCCCUUCGGUGGAUUUGUGGGAAUGAUAUGAGACACACAACACAACACGCGCACAAUGUGUCCGACGAAUAACACAAACGACAUCUAUUGAAGUGGGAAAUUCUAGGAGAUUCCUCUCCGAGCAGAACAAUAACAAUAACAAUAACAACAACAACAACGGCUCUUGGGCCCGUUGCUCAUAUGGAAACCCGGCUUCAUCCUUCACCCUUUGGCCAACCACCAGCCAGCGAGAAGAAAGGAAAAUAGAUGCAUAACACACACACACACACACGAGGAAAAUAGACAGCAGGAGUACAUAUUAUCAGCCUAUACCACAGGGCUUGCUGAGCUAGGGACACCGGGACCAGGUAAUUUCGCGCUUUGCAACACUGGGCUUCUAUGCUGCGACAGCCUGGAGAGAAAAAAAGAUGGAUGAGUAGGAGGGGAUCUCAAACGCUGCUCGCUUUGUCUAACCGUCCCUUUUUUUUUUCUGGCUAUCCUUGUUCCGCCAUUCCUUGGUCGGCACAAGACAAGGAUAAUUUGUGGGAGAAAUAGAAAAAGAAAGAAAAAACCGUUGAGAAAUGAUCAAGGCGCUGGUGGCGGAGAUCAUCUUCGUAGCAGUAGUUAUUUAUUUAUACACAUAAACCUGAGUAUAUAUAUAUAUAUAGGACUAUAUACAAUAGUUACAGCAUUGGGAUUAAUGAAGAUUAACCCAGUUUGGGUGGAAAUAAUAAGCUCCUGGUCGUUGGAAGAGUCAAGAAGAGCGCACCGUCAUCGCAGCUGUAUAAUCAGAUAUAGUUAUUAUUGGUCACACAAUGGAAUGUUGUGCUGCGUUUGCCA
Messenger RNA from Blastomyces gilchristii SLH14081, 4832 nucleotides. RefSeq lists its product as uncharacterized. The transcript has a single exon. The coding region runs from base 1136 to 1987 and encodes 283 amino acids. NCBI's taxonomy places the organism in Eukaryota, Fungi, Ascomycota, Eurotiomycetes, Onygenales, Ajellomycetaceae. The record is from RefSeq and is a predicted model, not a curated record.